AUGAAUAUAGCUCGAAGAAUUGGUAUCAGAAGCUGCAGUGGUAGAUUGGUUAGAGCAAUGAGUGUAGUUAAGGGUAAACCGGAAGAAGCUAAAUUAGUUAACGUUCGUAAAGUUGUUAAUACUAAUGAUUGUAAAUGGAUUGGUCUAGAAAAGAUCACUUAUUUGGAUCCUAAUGGUGUUGAACGUGAAUGGGAUAGUGCAGUUCGUACUACGAGGAAUUCUGGUGGCAUUGAUGGUAUUGGUAUUAUUGCAAUUUUAAAAUAUCCAAAUGAUAAACCUGAUGAAAUUGUUUUACAAAAACAAUUCAGACCACCUGUUGAAGGUGUUUGUAUUGAAAUGCCAGCAGGUUUAAUCGAUUCGAAUGAAAGUAUCGCAACUGCUGCAUUAAGAGAAUUAAAAGAAGAAACUGGUUAUAUUGGAAAAAUUGUUGAAGAGAGUCCAAUUAUGUUUAAUGAUCCAGGUUUCACUAAUACUAAUUUAUCUAUGGUUACUGUUGAAGUCGAUAUGACUUUACCUGAAAAUAUAAAUCCGGUCACUCAUUUGGAAGAUAAUGAAUUCAUUGAAUGUUUUACAAUCCCAUUAAAAGACUUUGUCAAAGAAAUGAUCUCCCUUGAUAAGCAAGGUUAUAAACUAGAUGCCCGUGUUCAAGCAUUUGCUCAAGGUGUCAGUUUUGCUCAAACUUAUAAAUUUUAA
Molecule: messenger RNA, 693 nt
Organism: Vanderwaltozyma polyspora DSM 70294
Lineage: Eukaryota; Fungi; Ascomycota; Saccharomycetes; Saccharomycetales; Saccharomycetaceae
Gene: YSA1
Product: ADP-ribose diphosphatase
Exons: 1
Coding region: 1-693 (230 amino acids)
Biological process (GO): nucleoside phosphate metabolic process; ribose phosphate metabolic process
Cellular component (GO): cytosol; nucleus
Molecular function (GO): ADP-ribose diphosphatase activity
Source: RefSeq, a predicted model, not a curated record